AUGCAGCCCUUCUCCGUCCUCGCCCUGGCUGGCGUCGCCUUGGCUGCCAAGUGCAUCCCCAAGGGCGACCCGUUUGCCAUCAUCGACAAGCAGGAAUGGGUCAACCCGGACGACAUGACCUGGGCCGACUUUAAGCCACCGCCCGGCACCAACUGGAGCGAUCCCACGCGCAAGGGCGCCGCGCGCAACUUCAACAUUGCCCUCGUGCUGCUCGACUACGAAGACCAGCCCUUUGUCAUCACUCAGCCACCCGGCUCGACCGUCUUUGGCAACCCCCAGCCGCUGGCGGCCAACGUCCCCCACUACGACGUCCCGGCCUUCUACAGGGAUCUGCUCAACACGCCCAGCGAGCUCAACCAGGGCCACACCCUGCACGAGUACUGGAUGGAGGACUCGGCUGGCAAGUACGGCGUGGAUCUGACGGCCUUUGGCGCGUACCGGAUGCCCAACCGGGCGUUCCAGUACGGCAUCGACGACAGGAUGAACCCGGGCUCGUGUCCCGGCAACGCCACCUGCAACCUGAACAUUCGCACGGACGGCCUCGCACUCUGGCGCGAGGACGUGGGCGAUGAUGUCGCCGACGCCUUUGAGCUCGUCUUCAUCCUCUCCGCCGGUCAGGACGAGUCCGGCACCUGGCAGGAGUUUGGCAUCAUGAAGUGGGCCGACAGCGACGACGUGCCCGACGCCUUUGGCCCGCCCGCCGACGUCCGCGACGACGACGACGACGACCCCAACAAUGCCGGCACCACGCGCUACGUCCCCUGGACGUCGUGGGCCUCGGCCGCGAGCAUCUGGCCCAAUGCCGGCGGGGGCUCCUCGACGCAGGCCGAGAGCUCGGGCAUGGGCGUCUACGCGCACGAGCUCAGCCACCUGCUCGACAUUGGCGACAACUACAACAACCCGUACGGCGACCCGCUGCGUCGCUCCUUUACGGGGUCCUGGUCCAUGAUGAGCCGCGGGAGCUUCAACGGGCCUGGUGGCCCGCACACCCGCUGGCAGAUUCCCGCCAUGCAGGGCGCGGCCAUGGGAUCCCUCCACACCGUCCGCGACAAGUACCAGCUCGGCCUCAUGGACGAGCACAAGCUCCUGCGCCUGUCCAAGGACGGUCUCGCCGCGUCUGGCCUUGUCAUUGCCCGCCUCACGGCGCGCUCCGUCGAGUCGAACCUCAUGGGUCUGCGCGUGGAGAUGGGCGAGGACCUGGCGCCGGCGUGCGACACGGAGACAGAUGUCUUUUGUGAUGGGGGCGGCUACGACAACUACGAGAUGGAGGUCGUGGACCGCAUGGGCGCCGACUCGUUCCAGCCCGACGCGGGCGUCAUGCUCAGCAAGUCCAGGGACGCGGACAACCGGCAGCCGUUCCAGUGGAUGAUUGACGCCAACCCGGAGGACAUUGCGCUGGUGGACUAUGUGAGCCCCGCAGGGGAGGAGGUCAUGAUCACCCUGGGUGACUAUCGCCAGCUGGCCGACGCACUCUUCCACGCUGGCACGCGCUCGGGUAGUGCGUACGAGCACGUUGACGAGCCCAACGGCCUGCACUUUUAUAUUCUGGACGUGCAGCGCGACAAGGAGGGUGUGUUGUCCUACCUCGUCGGGGUCAGGGCCCUCGCGAGCCGUAGCGCGAGUGAAUUUGGCGUGGCUCUCCAGGACGGCCAUCCCAUCGGUGGCCGAGGCAACACGCCGACUACAAAGGGCGUCUUCUGCUCCUUCGACCUGACCAACAGCGGCAGCUACGUCGAGGGCGGUGAGCAUCCGGACGAUGCGUCCGAGUACCUAGGCAGCGACAUCUUCCGACUCGAGGCUACCGUGGACGGCGAGGGGUGGAGGGUCGAGGUCCCCCACGCCCUUGUUGCUGCCAAGUUUGGCGAGACCGUCAGCGCCAACGUCGCCGUCGGCGCGAUGGACGAUGCGGAGGAUGAGGGUGUCGUCACGGUCACGGUCACGUCGGAGUCGGACGGCAAGGUCAACGCGACCGCGGAAUGCCGCGUGUCCAAGGAGUAA
Molecule: messenger RNA, 1998 nt
Organism: Emericellopsis cladophorae
Lineage: Eukaryota; Fungi; Ascomycota; Sordariomycetes; Hypocreales; Bionectriaceae
Exons: 1
Coding region: 1-1998 (665 amino acids)
Biological process (GO): proteolysis
Molecular function (GO): peptidase activity
Source: RefSeq, a predicted model, not a curated record